Messenger RNA from Canariomyces notabilis, 1799 nucleotides. RefSeq lists its product as uncharacterized. The record is from RefSeq and is a predicted model, not a curated record. Gene Ontology annotation, molecular function: 1-acylglycerophosphocholine O-acyltransferase activity. Gene Ontology annotation, cellular component: mitochondrial membrane. Gene Ontology annotation, biological process: cardiolipin acyl-chain remodeling; inner mitochondrial membrane organization. The coding region runs from base 356 to 1531 and encodes 391 amino acids. NCBI's taxonomy places the organism in Eukaryota, Fungi, Ascomycota, Sordariomycetes, Sordariales, Chaetomiaceae. The transcript has 4 exons.
CUUCACUUUGAGAAGUUGGAUUCUUGAAUUUCUAGAUUGCCAUCUUCAGUUGCUCAGGUGGUGGAAUCCGCCGUCCGGGCCAUCGGUCGGAAGAGUGAGGGAAUUCCUGCCGAAAGCCUCGAACGCUCAUACAUUCAAUUGUUCUCGCUCAGUGACGACAGAGUCUCUUCUCUUCUAUCUCUGCAUCUGCAUCCGCGCCUGUCUCCCAAUCCCAAUAUUCAGAUCGAGGACAAUGGAACAACGUAGCGCAUGACACACACAUGCCUUUCACCUUCUCAUUUAUUGAAUAUUUACCUUCCGGCCCUUCACGGCCGGUUCUGGCUACUACACUUGAGCUCAGCGUCUUCAGUCCGACAUGUCGAGUCCACUGUCGGUACCUGCACCACCGGCCCAGAGGCCCAGCCUGUCAUGGCGCCUGAGAUCAGCCAUGAUCAUGGGUAUGACGGGCGUCAUAUCGCGAGUCUUCUUGUACGGAUUCAACACGGUCGAAGUGACGGGUCUCUCCAAUUUUCUUCACUUGCUGGAUAGCCGUAGGGAUUCAGCAAACCGGCAGCGUGGCCUUCUCACUGUUUCCAACCACAUCAGUGUAGUCGACGACCCUGUAGUCUGGGGUCUCCUCCCACUAAAAUACGCCUUUGACCCUUCCAACCUUCGCUGGGGCCUCGGCGCCCACGACAUUUGCUUCUCAAACAGACUCUUCUCCAGCUUCUUCAGCCACGGCCAAGUCUUACCGUGUCACCGCUUCAAGCACUCGCCUUACGGGGGACCCUUCCAACCGUCCAUAGCCCAAGCGAUCCGGCUGCUCUCAACACCCCCCUCUUCAUCCUCAUCCUCAUCACCACACAACACCCCACAGCUGCCACCCCCAGCGUGGUACACCACCACGGGGACCGACCUGAUCCACUCGCCGCUCGCCUACCCAGCCUACCGCCGAUACUCAUGGGUGCACGUGUUCCCGGAGGGCAUGGUACACCAGCACGCGACGAGCGACCUGCGGUACUUCAAGUGGGGGGUGGCGCGGCUGAUCCUCGAGUCCGACCCGGCCCCGGACGUGCUGCCCAUCUUCAUCGACGGCACGCAGCGCGUCAUGCCCGAGGACCGCGGGUUUCCACGCUUCCUGCCCCGUGUCGGCAAAAGGUUGCGUGUGGGAUUUGGUGAGGUGCUCGAUUACGAGGCCACCUUUGGGGAUCUGCGCCGCCGGUGGGAGGCGCUGGUGCGGAGGGAGAAUGGGAGGGUUGUUGCUGAUGAUGGCGCGGCCGGUAAGGAGAUGAUGGCGGUGAAGAAAGAGGCUUCUUCGUUGCCCGGUGAAUUGGCAACAGAGGAGCUCAAGUAUGGAAAAGAGGCACAGGAGAUUAGGAUAGAGGUCGCACGACGGUUGAGGGAGGAGAUUCUAAAGGUUCGGCAGUCGCUGGGCGGCUACCCGGAGCCGGAUCCGUCGUUCGCCUUUGCUGAGACUUGGCGGCUGGACGGGGGCAUCGGGGCAAAGAAGUACAAGAGCCGGGUGGACGGCAGCAACAUUAAUCAGGACUAGAUCAUGCUGCAGGAUGUAUUUUAGAGGCGAUAAUAGGUCAAAUCAAGGGUGGAUGCAUGGGCAGGCGUGCAUAGUCCUGCGCUUAGGAAGCUCAUAGAGGCGCAUGCGGUCGACGGUAUGAGCUACGGAGUAAACGGACGGCCUAAACAGUACCACAGACGCGGUUGCAGAGUCCACCAUCGUCAACCUAUCAGGGGAUUUUUGGUCAUGCUUUGUACAGAUAAUACAGCUCCGCGGCCGUUACUCCUAAGGUAUCAUUGCACGAACU